This is a messenger RNA of Penicillium concentricum, 252 nucleotides long. RefSeq lists its product as uncharacterized. The record is from RefSeq and is a predicted model, not a curated record. The transcript has a single exon. Bases 1 to 252 code for a protein of 83 amino acids. NCBI's taxonomy places the organism in Eukaryota, Fungi, Ascomycota, Eurotiomycetes, Eurotiales, Aspergillaceae.
AUGAAUAUCAAGAACAUCCUGUCUCCUCCAGGGACCAAGAGUCCAUGUCAGGUGACUGAGGGCAUUCUGAACAUCUGGCGUCGUCAUCGGCGGAAUGCACGAGGCAUUGUGGUGCUGCAUUGCACUAAGCCGAGUGUGUGGAAUCAUACUAUGGUGGUCUACACGCCAGAGGUGCUUCUCAAAGACCCAAAUGUCGCAGUUGCGUACCCUUCACGCUUCGGCAACUGGGUCUUCCUAGGCUACUCUGACUAG